Messenger RNA from Acanthosepion pharaonis, 5007 nucleotides. The record is from the annotation of a GenBank genome assembly. Lineage: Eukaryota; Metazoa; Mollusca; Cephalopoda; Sepiida; Sepiidae.
AUGCCUGGACCUAAUGUCGAUUUUACUAAUUCAAAUUUUACAGCAGGUGUCGUAUUUGGGAAUUGUUCUCUCUUAGAGCAACAGAAUUGUGCAGAUGCUGAUAAAGACUUUGAUGAUUGCUAUUCUUUUCCAUGUAAGAACCAAGGAACUUGUGUGGAUCAGUAUAAAAAUUAUACCUGCAAUUGUCUGCCAAUAUACAGUGGCAGAAACUGUGAAGAUGACCUCAGUUCUGAAGGCUGUAAAAUUAAACCCUGUCAAAAUAAUGCAACAUGUAUUCCAAGUGGAAGUGGUUUUAAGUGUACUUGUCAGCCAGGUUUUACUGGCCAAUAUUGUAUGAUUGAUAUUAAUGAAUGUAGUUCAGAGCCUUGUAAACAUGGUAGCUGUAUUGACCUCAUUAAUGGUGUUGAAUGUAAUUGUACAGGAACAGGUUACCAAGGCGAUACCUGUUCGGAUAAUGUAAAUGAGUGUGAACCCUCCAACCCCUGUGGAAACGGAACUUGUACAGAUACAGAUGGUUCUUUCAUUUGUAGGUGUCCUCAAGGUUUUACAGGAAAUUUAUGCAAUGAGGAAAUUAAUGAAUGUAUGUCGCAUCCUUGCAAAAAUGGUGGAAACUGUCAGGACCUGAUUGAUAGCUUUAAAUGCCACUGUGCCUCUGGUUUCAAAGGAACCUUUUGUGAAAUUAACAUUCAGGAUUGUGGUUCAAAUUCUUGUCCUUGGGUGAACAGCAUUUGUGUGGAUCAAAUUAAUAAUUUCACUUGUGAAUGCAAAGCUGGAUACACAGGACCUCCUGAAGCUUGUGAAGAUAUAAAUGAAUGUGCUUCCAAUCCUUGUGAUAAUAAUGCAACUUGUCAGAACUUGGAAAAUGCCUAUAAAUGUAGCUGUACUCCAGGGUUUAAUGGUGACAGGUGUACGAACAACAUUGAUGAAUGUGACAUAAACCCUUGUCACAACAAUGCCACGUGUGUUGAUGGCAUCAAUAACUACACUUGUAAUUGUCUGCCUGGUUUCACUGGAAGCACUUGUCAAGUUAAUAUUAAUGACUGUAGAAAUGAUUCCUGUGUAUAUGGCAUUUGCACAGACAUGGUGCAAGGCUUUAAAUGCGACUGUGUACAGGGCUGGACUGGAGAACGAUGUGACAAAGAUUUUGAUGAAUGCAUUUUAAAACCUUGCCAAAAUGGAGCCAAUUGUACCAACUUAUCCAAUGAUUAUAAUUGUUCUUGCUCUGCUGGGUACACAGACAAGAACUGUUCUACUAAUAUUGAUGAUUGUCAAGACUCUCCAUGUCAGAACCAAGGCACAUGUAUAGAUCUUGUUAAUGGUUACCAUUGCAACUGCACUGAUGACUGGAUGGGUGUUAAUUGCUCCUAUGUCUAUGAUGCCUGUUUUUUUGCUCCAUGUGUCAACUGUGAAGAGAAUAUUAAUGAUUGUGUUAAUAUCACUUGUACUAAUGGCAAGAUAUGCUAUGAUCAUAUCAAUGGCUUUGAAUGUGCAUGUCCAAAAGGCAAAACUGGUAAGAACUGUUCAGAGGACAUAAAUGAAUGUCUUUCAUCACCUUGUAAGAACAGUGGUACUUGUGUGGACAUUGAUGGUGGUUACUAUUGUAAAUGUCGAUAUAAAAUUGCCAAAAUUGACAGUAAUCCUCCUCUAAGUUUUCCAACUGGAUUCAAUGGUACACACUGUGAGCAUGACAUCAAUGAAUGCAACAUUAGAAUCAACAAUCAUGGCAUUUGCCUCAAUGGUGGUUCCUGCAGAAAUCACCCUGGUGACUUCACUUGCCACUGUGACAGCUCUGGUAAAGAUGGUGGUAACUAUUAUGGAGGUCGUAAUUGUGAAGUGGUCUUGGACUAUUGUAAAAUUAAGGAACAGUGUAAGAACAAUGCUACUUGUCUGCCCACAUCAACAUUAGACAAAUAUACAUGCCACUGUCUUUUGGGUUUUACUGGUCGUCACUGUGAGACCAACAUUGAUGACUGUGUCAACCAACCAUGUAUGCAUAAUGGCACUUGUGUUGAUGGUGUCAACUCUUACACAUGUCUUUGUCCAAAUGGUACAAAAGGCAAGAAAUGUGAGAUGAAUAUUGAUGAAUGUAUCUCCAACCCUUGCCAAAACAAUGGCACUUGUACAGAUCUACUUAAUGGUUAUCAUUGCAACUGUUCUGACACAGGUUUUCGGGGAGAUUUAUGUGAGACAAACAUUGAUGAUUGUGUUAAUAAUCCUUGUAGAAAUAAUGGCACAUGUAUUGAUGGAAUAAAGGAAUAUUCUUGUAACUGCCAUGAAGGUUACAGGGGCAAGCAAUGUGAGGAAGAUAUUGAUGACUGUGCUAAACAGCCUUGCAUUCAUGCUAUCAAAUGCUUUCAGCGUUCAGACCGGUCAUUGUAUGGACCCAAUUCUACCUAUCCUGGUUUUUCAAAAUUUUCUUAUAGUAAUGCAACUGGUUACUACUGUUUAUGCAAGCUGGGAUAUGAAGGUACUAACUGUAAAGAAAACAUCAAUGAUUGUGCGAAUCAUGCCUGUCAGAACAAUGCAACAUGUAUUGAUGCAAUUGGUUAUUAUAACUGUAGCUGCAAACCAGGUUAUAAAGGUUUUUUCUGUAGUGAUGACAUUGAUGAGUGCAAAUUCUCAGAAAGCCCUUGCAUGCAAAAUUCCAGCUGCAUCAAUACAUUUGGGUCUUACAACUGCAUUUGUGUACGGAAUGCUCAGCCUUGCAUCUGUCAACAAGAAGUGACAGCAGCAACAUUCUCUCUGGAAGAGUCAAACAGCUUUGUUGAAUACAGCCUCGUAUCUCUGCAAGACAGUCUACAGUCGAACCUUAACUUUUCCUUCUUCUUUACCACUCGACGUCAAAACAGACAGAAAACAGAUGAUAUUUGCAAGAGCCAAAUGCCUUGUCUUGCCAAUGGUACUUGUGAAAAUGUCUACUACAAUGAUUUCAAAUGCAAUUGUACAAGAGGUUUCACUGGUAAAGAUUGUUCCAGCAUUGACUAUUGUUUAUCAGUAAAAUGUGAAGGUGGUUCAGAAUGUAAAAAUGCACCAGAUGGCUAUGAAUGUAUCAGAGAAGCAACAUUUAAUGUGACAUCAUACAUUAACUUUCAAGCAAGUUCAAAACUUCCAGAAGCAAAGAACUUAAGUGUGGAAUUCCGCACGAGAGAAAGUGAAGGCUUCCUUAUCAAAGCAGACAAUUCAGAUAUUGGUUUGCAUUUUGUCCUUCAACUACAAGAUGGAAUUCUCAUGGUUUUUUCAGACCAGAACCAUGUCUUCAACUCCAGCAUUCCUGUCAAUGAUGGUAAUUGGCAUUUGUUCUUCAUCGAGGAAACCUCACCGACAAAUUUCACUAUCAGGAUUACCAACCUCGAACAAAUGUUUACAUUGGUUAAUUCUUCUCUCUCUGUAUUUCUCAAUGGAAUUACAAACAACAGGACUGUUAUAUCAGUUGGGAAAGGUUUUGAUGGUUGCAUACGUGAACUUCGCAUUAAUAAAAACUUACUUCCAUUUAAUCUAACUGACAGGAAUAGCACAAAUUCCUUGGCAUAUGAUAUACUGAAAAGGCACAAUAUUGUACUUGGUUGUAAAGGUGAUAAUGUUUGUGCUUCUUGGUACCAUAAAUGUAAGAAUGGUGCCAAUUGUAUUGAUAAGUGGAAUAAAUACAUCUGUAAAUGUACCAAAGGAUAUGAUGGUGAUUUCUGUGAAAACAAUAUUGAUGAUUGCAAACAGAAUGACUGUGAACAUGGAGCUACCUGUGUUGAUGGCAUUGACUCGUAUGCAUGUUCAUGUGCACCUGGAUAUAAUGGAUCAAGGUGUCAAAAAAAUAUAGAUGAGUGCCAGAUCCAUCCAAACUGUCAAAAUAAUGGAACCUGUACAGAUUUGGUUAAUGGAUAUAAUUGCACCUGUACAGAAAGCUUUACAGGAGACAAUUGUGAAUUCAAGAUUAAUCAGACCUGUGCAUCUCUUAUUUGCAAGAAUGGAACCUGCACUAAGCAUAAUUACACCAACUACAUAGGAAAUACUUAUGACGUUGUGAAUUGCACUUGUGAUGCUGGUUUUGAAGGCAAAGAAUGUGAAUUUGAAAUAAACUUUUGUGAAAAUGUAACUUGCAAGAAUAAUGGUAAUUGCUCAACAAAUAAAGCAAGAACAGGAUUUCAUUGCAACUGCGAUAAUGAUCAUAAUGGUAUUUAUUGUGAGAAUAAGAUUGAUCACUGUGAGUCAUCACCUUGUCAAAAUGGAGCAAAAUGCAAAAACCUGGUUGGAGACUUUGCUUGUGAUUGUUUAAAAGGCUGGAAAGGUAAAACCUGCAUGGAAGACAUUAAUGAAUGUGAAAAUCGAACAGAAUGGUGCCUUCAUAAUGGAUUUUGUAAAAACUUACAGGGUUCUUUUGACUGUAACUGCACAGGCACAGGAUAUGGAGGCCCAUUGUGUCAGUAUAAAGGUCCCUGUACUGAUAACCCUUGUGAGAAUAAUGCUGAAUGUACACAGAAUUAUACUGCUCAGACAUAUAAAUGUCACUGUACACCAGGAUUCACAUCACAGAACUGCAGUGAAGACAUAAAUGAAUGUAAUGCAAAUCCUUGUCAGAAUAAUGGAAAAUGUAUUAAUUCCAUUGGGAGUUAUCGAUGUGAAUGUGACUCUUUGAAUUUCUUGGGUCAAAACUGUCACAUUCCAAACCCUUGCUCUCCUGAGAGAAACCCUUGCAUGAAUAGUGCUAAUUGCACUUACAGUGUCAUUGGAAAUAAUAGUUAUGCAAAUUGUAGCUGUCCUGAUGGCUGGCAAGGAGCAAUUUGUGCUGAAAAGUUGCUUGCAGGCAUUGAUAUAAACAAUCUUUAUCUUUAUAUUGGAAUUCCACUUGCACUUGUAAUUUUGGCAAUUAUCAUUGGUAUUGUUUACUUUGUGCUUUCUGCUCGUAAAAAGAGGGCAACCAGUGGAACAUAUAGUCCCAGUAGACAAGAAAUGUCUGGAUCUCGAGUGGAGCUUGGUAAUGUAAUGAAGAUACCACCAACUGAACGUUUAAUAUGA